Molecule: messenger RNA, 1389 nt
Organism: Adineta ricciae
Lineage: Eukaryota; Metazoa; Rotifera; Eurotatoria; Adinetida; Adinetidae
Source: the annotation of a GenBank genome assembly
AUGUUUCGUCUUGCCCUAACCCGUCUCGUAUCAACUACGAGAAUUUCAGUUCAAUCUUCGAAAGUUCUCAUCAAUUAUUCACGUUGUUUUCUUCGAAAUCACUCAUCAGAAUUGAAUGAUAUCAAACAUCAACCAACAAAAAUUCCUUUAGCGAGCAUUCAUCAAGGAGAAGCAUCAAAACGAAUGGGAAUUCAAUUUCGUUGUAAAGUAUGUAAUCAUACUUUACAAAAAACAUUUACUCGUCAAUCAUAUGAACACGGAGUUGUUAUUAUUCGCUGUGAUUCAUGUUCAAAUCUCCAUUUAAUCGCCGAUAAUUUAGGUUGGUUUAAAGAUAUAACACAAAAUGGAAAAUUCAAAAAUAUCGCUCAGAUGUUGCAAGCUAAAGGUGAAACGAUACAUCGCAUCACUGCCGUUCCAACUGAUGAUCAAUCCUCCACGUUAGAAGAAAAAACGACAACAGAUAAAAUGUCGACUGCAGUUUGCACUCGGUUAAACGAAAUUCAUAUUGAAUUUGUUUUAAAUGAUCAUGAUACGUUUCUAUUUGACUGUGAUGGUGUUCUUUGGUGUGCACCAAUCGUUCUUCCGGGUGCUAUUGAAUUACUUAACCUUUUGACACAACUAGGUAAACGUGUACUUUUUGUAACUAAUAAUUCGUUGAAAACUCAACGAGGAUUUUCACAAUGGCUCAAUGAAAUUGGAUAUCCAGCUAAACCAGAACAAGUCAUUUCGACUGCAUGGAUUACAGCGAAAUAUUUAAAAUCAAUUAAUUAUAAAGGUCAUUGUUAUUGUAUUGGUAUGCAAUCUAUGGUAGAAGAAUUAUCACGUGAAGGUUUUCAUAUUUCAGAUGGUAUUGGUCCUGAUCCUGUAUCUCCUGAAACGGAUUGGAUUGAAACUAAUACAAUUAAAUUUGAUGAUCAGAUCAAUUGUGUCAUCUCAGCAUUUGAUAUACAUGUUAAUUAUUUAAAAAUUAUCAAAGCGGCAACUUAUCUGAGUCGACCUGAUGUUCUCUUCAUAGCUACAAAUGAUGAUGUUACUACUCCACAAAAUGAUGUAGCUAUUCUACCAGCAGCAUCAGGUCGUUCACCGACAAUUCUCGGUAAACCGCGAGCACCUAUGUUUGAUUCGAUUCGUUUAGCUUUUCCUGAUGUUAAACCAAAUCGAACGAUUAUGAUUGGUGAUCGAUUAGAAACAGAUAUACUAUUUGGUAAUCGUCAAGGUUUAACAACAUUACUUGUUUUUAGUGGAGCAACUAGUGAAAAGAAAUUAGAUAUGGUUAAACAAUCAGCGGAGAAAACAGCGAACGACAGAGAUCUAUUACCAAAAUAUUGCAUUAAAGAUGUUCAACAUUUAUUAGAACUUAUAAUAACACAAACAAAACCUUCCUCGUAG